UAUUAUCACAUCUCUCCAUGGUAUUUAUUUGCAUGGUUAUUUGCUGGUCAUUCUCUCUGGACACGUUCUGCAGGAGGUGUUUCAGUUUGAUAGGAUGUGGCUCUUGAAAACGACCAGUGUGAUGCUGGUGAUUACUCUCACGUUGCUAGGUGUUUGUGGGAGUAAUUGGAAGGUGACCUUUAACGAUACAGCUCCAUGUGCCUUAAGAGGGUCAUCAGUGGUGUUUCGAUGCAGUUAUGCCUACCCCUCAGAUCAGACUAUUACAAAUAGCUUCUGGUAUUUCUCGAGUCAAAGGAAGAACAAUGAUCUCUUUCUGGCCCAGGAAUACAGAGGACGUGUAGAAUACCUUGGAAACAAAGACAACAACUGCACUUUGAAAAUGAAUAACCUAAUUAGUAGUGACGCAACACAAUACCACUUCAGAUUUGAGACGGUUAAUAAAGGUGACGAAACGAAUGCAUGGAGCAGCAAAACAUGGGUUUCACUAAGUUUGACAGGGCUGACAACCAAAGUACAGCCUYCAACUGUGAGAGAGGGAGAGAGGGUGACGCUAACGUGUGUCACAACCUGUACACCAAGUGACCAUCCCGCUAUUGUCUGGUUCAGGGAUGGACACUCAGUAUCCAACACAGAGUUCCUGGCCAGCAGUGAGGAUUCUGGCAGAUACCAAUGUGCUGUUCAAGGUCAAGAGAAUCUCAACUCUGCUCCAAUGUCUCUUGAUGUCCAAUAUGCCCCAAGGAACACCUUGGUGUCAGUAAGUCCCUCUGGUUCAGUGGUAGAGGGAAGCUCUGUGAACCUGACCUGCAGCAGUCAUGCCAACCCAGCAGUGGAGAACUACACCUGGUUUAAGAAGGAUGGAACAGACACCUCACAGACAGGGUCAGGAGAGGUGUUGAAAUUGACUUCUCUAACCUCCUCUGACAGUGGACAGUACUUCUGUGAGGCCAGGAACAAAGAAGGGGCUCACAACUCUACUGUUCUGUCUCUGAUCCUGCAGGGAACAAAUACUGUCCAAAUGCCAGUUUACAUCAGUUCCGCGGCCACAGUUUUCAUGGUGAUCAUACUUCUUGUGUUCCUAUGGAUGUGGAAGAGCCCAUUCAAAUUAUGUCAAAAGACUGCUGUGGACAAAAAGGACGAUCAAAACCCAGUCUUAUUCAGUAGAAGGAUCAGUAACGACCCAGCAAUACAGGAAACUAGAACGGAGGAACAGGAAAAUGCCCUCUAUGCCAACGUUCAACUGCCUCCCUCUCACACCCACCCCCAAGACAGUUCUCUGUACUCUGUGGUCAAGCCACCACCUCUGCAGAAUCCUGCAGACCCUCAUUAUGCUACCUUUGACUUCCAGCAGUUCCACAGCUCCAUCGACAAGGCCCAACUCUCAGGACUCCAUGGGGAUGAUGUUGUAUACUCCAAGAUGAAACCCAAACAGGCCAAGGUGACAGACAACAUACAGUAUGCCAGCAUCUAGUUUCCCCUCCCCAGUCCUACUGCCAGGUCAGAAGAAAGAUUAGAGGUGGACCAUUCUGUUAUCUACUCCACUGUUGCCAAACCUGAAGCCUGAACAUAUAAUUUCAUAAUGUUCAAUAAACUAAGCAGCAUUGGAACYCAUGUUGA
Messenger RNA from Salvelinus sp. IW2-2015, 1614 nucleotides. RefSeq names its product B-cell receptor CD22-like. NCBI's taxonomy places the organism in Eukaryota, Metazoa, Chordata, Actinopteri, Salmoniformes, Salmonidae. Gene Ontology annotation, biological process: cell-cell adhesion. Gene Ontology annotation, cellular component: membrane. The record is from RefSeq and is a predicted model, not a curated record.